Molecule: messenger RNA, 1315 nt
Organism: Sebastes umbrosus (honeycomb rockfish)
Lineage: Eukaryota; Metazoa; Chordata; Actinopteri; Perciformes; Sebastidae
Exons: 6
Coding region: 182-1240 (352 amino acids)
Source: RefSeq, a predicted model, not a curated record
CACAAUUCCAUUGUUUUCACUCAAAUAGAAAUUCUAAAUCAAGCAGGACUGAAAUCUUCAGGAUUAGCACUUUGUAGGAAGCUAUCCAAACCCCUCUGUACGAAUAUAUUCAUUCACUCACUGCAAUCAACAAACCCUGAGAGUUUUUUUCUUUGUAUCAGAAGUUUGAGAUUGGUUCAAAAUGAACACCUGCUUCAUCUUUCAUCGAGUUCACCAAAUGAGACCGUCCUCUUUCUCAGAGGAAGAGAGGCGUUGCUACAAAGCAGAGAAAAUGACGAUGAGACAGUUUAUGCUCAUGAAGAAACAGGACCAGGUUCCUGUGUGUUUAACUGUCGAGGACAUGAAGACCUGGCUGCUGGGGGGAAGAAGCUUCCUGGAAGAGUUUGAUGAAAUAACAGGGACGACAGAGCCAAGAACGCUCCUCAUGGCUGAACUGGCCUGGACCACAGCGAGGCGCUUCUGUCUCAGUCACAUGGAGAAAGAGCUCUUGGAAGAAUUGGAUAAAGAAGCGCACCUGUCACAGCUGUUCAGCAGGACGGUCACACUGGAGGGCAUUCACAUGUUGGUCUCAGUCGUCCACUCAGGAGCAGAGGAGGAAGUGGAAACCCUCCUCAAAUCCCUCUUCAGCAAGCUGCUGAAAACGUUUGCUGGAAUCCAGAUCGCCAGCGAUCCGCUCUCUGCAGAGGACACGAAACCAGCAGAGCUGGAGCUUGAGCACAGUGUUGCGCUCCUGGUACCACAGAUUGUGAAAACUGCUCUGAAGUUCCUCCUAGAGGAACCAGAGAACGAGAACAAGACUGAAGCUGCCGGUGUUGAGAUUGGCAGACUGUUGACCGAGUCAGCAGGUCCCUCCCUAGCUGGGUUUGGACCCUUUCCGAAUACCCUUUUGCUCUUGUUGUGCACUGCAGCGGCCAGGUGCAUGGUCAAAGCUGUGUACAAGAAACUUGAUGAGCGCUCCAAAACCUUCCAACUGAUGGACUACGACGACAGCUCGUACACUGCCAGAGAGAGCGUCGUCUUUGCCAUCAAGGCGAUGGAGGUUGCUGACGCCAGCGAAGCUCUCCUUGAGCUCAGGACCCCAGUGGAGCCAGAGGAGGACACAUCCUCGGUCAGCGGCUUGAUUGGGAGCUGUGUUUCUAUUAAUAAUAAUGAUGAUACUGUGGAAGAGGAAUCUGUGUCCUUCUUCAGUUUCAUCUGGAACAUGAUGACUUCCUGCUUCUGUUGUUGUACUAAAGAGUGAAUCACAACAAAAACACAACAAACAGUGUAAUAACCAUAUUAAUAGCAUUGAAUAAAACAUUCAUUUUAAAUGUAA